Messenger RNA from Silurus meridionalis, 7596 nucleotides. It is a transcript of the gene pi4kaa, whose product is annotated as phosphatidylinositol 4-kinase, catalytic, alpha a. Gene Ontology annotation, molecular function: 1-phosphatidylinositol 4-kinase activity. The record is from RefSeq and is a predicted model, not a curated record. Gene Ontology annotation, cellular component: cytoplasm; plasma membrane. Lineage: Eukaryota; Metazoa; Chordata; Actinopteri; Siluriformes; Siluridae. Gene Ontology annotation, biological process: phosphatidylinositol phosphate biosynthetic process; phosphatidylinositol-mediated signaling.
GCCUGCGUCACCACUGCCUAGAGAUGCAUCAACAUUAAAUCCUGUUUAAUAAAAUAACAAUGGCUGCUAAAGGGGGAUCGAGAGGGUUUUAUUUUAACACUGUGUUGUCCUUGGCUCGGUCAUUGGCUGCUCAUCGGCCGGCUCCGAUUGACAAGGUCCAGAAGCUACAAUGCAUGUGUCCAGUGGAUUUCCGUGUUUUCCAGCUGGACGAGAGGAGAAGAGAUGCUGUGAUAGCACUCGGUAUCUUCCUAGUGGAGUCUGAGCUGCAGCACAAAGAUACUAUUGUGCCAUACCUCCUGGCUUUGCUGAAAGGGCUGCCAAGGGUGCAGUGGAUUGAAGAAAGCUGUGAGAGGAAGGGGAGAGAAACUCUGCCCGUAUCUGAGAACUUCUGCUUUUGCUUGGUAACUAUGCUCUCUGACGUCGCUCAGAGAGACGAGACCUUACGAAUCCAGAUUUUGGAGGCUGUGGUGGACCUCAUGCAAGUCCUUCUUGAAAUGUGCCGCAAGCCUGAGGAUCAAGACAAAGAAUACCUGUGCCGAUACACUCUGCCAUGUUUGCUGGGUGUCGUGCGAGCAUCUGGGCGCUACAGCAACACGGAUGAACCACUGCUGUCGAAGCUGUUCCCGCUGACCACAGCGCAGCCCAUGACCACUUCGGAAGAGCCGGAGUCAGUUAGGCGCCGCUCAUUCAAUGACUUCCGUUCCAUCUUACCAAGUUCGCUGCUUACUGUGUGCCAGAGCGACACAUUGCGGCGCAAAACCAGCAGCGUCUCCAGCAUCUCUCAGCAGGCCAGUCCAGAACGUACAGGAUUGCCUCCGAGCUCUCCCGCUGACCCUUCUGCUCCUUACUUUGAAGCAGGAUCAUACCUCCCUGAUGGAAGUGCUGUAGACCCAGACUACUAUUUUUCCACCACCAGUUCCAGUUUCUCUGUGUCUCCACUCUUCACUGGUAGCAGCACUCAAGGCUUUGACGUGCCGUUGGACAUGCUGAGGCAUCUCCUUCAGAUGAUUGAACAGUUUGUCUCUGAGACAUUUUUGAAGAAGCUUGAUCAAACCAUGGUGGACCUUUUGGAGAGCAAUCCUGGCCAUCAUAUCUUCUACAAAACCUUUAGUGACCCUUUGUAUGUGGCAAUUUUUAAAAUGUUGAGGGACACACUAUACUACAUGAAAGACCUGCAGACAUCCUUUGUAAAGGAAGUGCAUGACUUUGUGCUGGAGCAGUUCAGCAGCAGUCAGUCAGAGCUUCAGCGCAUCCUGCAUGACGUUGAGUCUUUGCACAGUGAGCUGAGCCCGCUAAAGUUACGUUGUCAGGCCAACGCCGCUUGCGUGGACCUCAUGGUGUGGGCUGUCACUGAGGAACAGGGUGCUGAGAAUCUUUGCACCAAGUUGUCUGAGAAGUUGCAGUCAAAGACGUCCAGUAAGGUCAUCAUCGCACACAUGCCUCUGCUGAUCUGCUGCCUGCAGGGUCUUGGGAGGCUGUGUGAGCGCUUCCCGGUGGUGGCGCACUCUGUUACUAUGUCUUUGAGAGACUUUCUGGUGGUGCCGUCUCCUGUUCUGGUCAAGCUCUAUAAGUACCACAGCCAGUAUUCCAGUGGGACUGGUGAGAUUAAGAUCCAUGUGACAAACGAGCAUUCCCAGUCCACCUUCAGUGCCCAUGCAAGUAAGAGAAGCCAGCCGUCCAUGUACGAGCAGCUACGAGAUAUCUCCAUAGACAACAUCUGCAGGUGCUUGAAAGCAGGACUAACUAUGGACUCUGUCAUUGUGGAGGCGUUUCUGGCCAGUUUGUCCAACCGUCUUUACAUCUCCCAGGAAAACGACAAGGAUGCUCAUCUUAUUCCAGAUCACACCAUCCGAGCAUUGGGCCACAUUGCAGUGGCAUUGAGGGACACACCACGUGUGAUGGAACCCAUCCUGCAGAUCCUUCAGCAGAAGUUCUGUCAGCCACCUUCACAGCUCGAUGUGCUGAUCAUUGACCAACUGGGCUGCAUGGUCAUCACUGGCAAUCAAUACAUAUACCAGGAAGUCUGGAACUUGUUUCAGCAAAUAAGUGUGAAAGCCAGCUCGAUGGUGUAUUCCACCAAAGACUACAAGGAUCAUGGAUACAGGCAUUGCUCCCUGGCUGUGAUUAAUGCUCUGGCGAACAUCGCAGCAAACCUGCAGGCUGAUCAGAAGGUGGACGAGUUACUGGUAAACCUGCUGGAGCUGUUCGUUCAGUUGGGCCUAGAGGGCAAGCGUGCUAGUGAGAGAGCCAGUGAGAAAGGCCCAGCACUUAAGGCUUCAAGCAGUGCUGGUAACUUAGGAGUGCUCAUUCCAGUCAUCGCAGUGCUGACCAGACGUUUACCGCCGAUAAAGGAGGCUAAGCCCAGGCUGCAGAAGCUUUUCCGAGAUUUUUGGCUCUAUUCGGUUGUCAUGGGCUUUGCCGUGGAGGGCUCAGGUUUAUGGCCAGAGGAAUGGUACGAGGGUGUGUGUGAAAUUGCCACUAAAUCCCCCUUGCUGACGUUUCCUAGUGGAGAACCUCUGCGCUCAGAACUGCAGUACAACUCGGCUUUGAAGAACGACACAGUUACUCCAGCUGAGUUGAACGAUUUGCGAAGCACCAUCAUUAACUUACUGGAUCCUUCACCUGAAGUAGCUGCUCUUAUUAAUAAGCUGGACUUUGCCAUGUCUACCUACUUGCUUUCAGUGUACCGGCUGGAAUAUAUGAGAAUGCUGCGCUCUCUGGAUUCAGACCGUUUUCAGGUUAUGUUUCGUUAUUUUGAAGAUCGAGCCAUCCAGAAAGACAAAUCUGGAAUGAUGCAGUGUGUAAUUGGGGUUGGUGAAAAGGUCUUUGAUGUCUUCCUUCAAAUGAUGGCAGACAAGCCCAAGACUAAGGCCCAUGAAGAGGAGCUGGAACAACAUGCUCAGUUCCUGUUGGUCAACUUUAAUCACAUCCACAAACGGAUCAGGCGUGUGGCUGACAAAUACCUCUCGUCCCUUGCUGAAGCCUUCCCUCAUCUGUUGUGGAGUGGCCGUGUUUUAAAAACAAUGUUGGACAUUUUGCAGACGCUCUCCCUUUCGCUCAGUGCUGACAUUCACAAAGAUCAGCCAUAUUAUGACAUACCAGAUACUCCUUAUCGUAUCACUGUUCCUGAUACAUAUGAAGCCAGAGAGAGUAUUGUGAAAGACUUUGCGGCACGCUGUGGUGAGAUUUUAAAGGAAGCCAUGAAAUGGGCACCUUCUGUCACUAAAUCCCAUCUUCAGGAAUACCUAAACAAGCACCAGAACUGGGUUUCGGGUCUUAGUCAGCACACAGGCCUUGCUAUGGCUACAGAGAGUAUCCUGCACUUUGCAGGCUACAACCGACAGAGCACAUCUUUGGGGACCAAUCAGCUCACAGAGAGGCCUACAUGUGUUAAGAAGGAUUAUUCUAACUUCAUGGCAUCGCUGAACCUUAGGAAUCGCUAUGCUGGAGAGGUAGCAGGGAUGAUCCACUUUUUAGAGGCAACACAAGGUACCUCAGACCUGAACAAGAUAAUGGUCCGGCUGCUUAAUGAGGCUCUGGAAAGGCAGCAGCCUGAAGAAUUUACUGAGGCUAUGUUCAAAAUGGCAGCACUCCUUAUUACCUCUAAAGACUGCGACCCACAGCUUCUGCAUCACCUGUGCUGGUCCCCCUUAAAAAUGUUUACUGAGAAUGGCAUGGAGACGGCUAUAGCCUGCUGGGAAUGGCUUCUAGCAGCUAGAACUGGCGUGGAAGUCCCGUUUAUGCGUGAGAUGGCAGGUGCCUGGCAGAUGACUGUGGAGCAGAAGAUGGGGCUGUUCUCUGAGGCAGCAGUGGAAGCUGAUCCACUUGCAGCGUCUGAGGAGAGCCAGCCCAAGCCCUGUGCCCCGAACGUCAUCCCUCAUUACAUCUGGAUUGAGUUUCUUGUCCAGCGCUUUGAAAUCGCAAAGUACUGCAGUGCGGACCAGGUGGAGAUUUUCGGCAGCUUGCUGCAGAGGUCUCUCUCUCUUACUGUGGGAGGCUCGAAAAGCAGCCUAAACCGGCACGUGGCAGCUAUUGGACCUCGCUUCAGGUUGCUGACACUCGGUCUUUCACUUCUCCAUUCCGAUGUGGUUAGCAACGCCACCAUCCGCAAUGUGCUUAGAGAGAAAAUCUACUCCACUGCCUUUGAUUACUUCAGCGUGGCAUCGAAAUUCCCUACUCAGGGAGACAAGCGUCUCCGGGAGGACAUCAGUGUCAUGAUCAAGUUCUAUGCCAGCAUCCUCUCGGACAAGAAGUACCUAGCCGCUAGCCAGCUCGUGCCACCUGACAAUCAGGACCCUUCUCUGAACAGCCUGUCGGUGAUGACUGCGACUGACCCCAGGAACACCAUGGACAUGUCAGUGGGCACGCGCCAACAGAAUGCCCAGGGCUGGAUCAACACCUAUCCGCUGUCCAGCGGAAUGUCCACCACUUCUAAAAAAUCGGGAAUAUCAAAGAAGAGUAACAGAGGCACUCAGCUGCACAAGUACUACAUGAAGCGCAGAACUCUGCUACUAGCUUUACUGGCAAGUGAGAUUGAGCGUCUGACCACGUGGUACAAUCCACUGUCCACCCAGGAGCUGGCCAUCUUUACAGAACAGUCUGUAGAGACCAGCAUUGCUAAUUGGAGGUCCAAGUACAUUACUCUGAGUGAGAAACAGUGGAAGGACAAUGUCAACCUGGCCUGGAGUAUCUCUUCCUACCUUGCCUUGCAUCUCCCAGCCAGGUUCAAAAACACAGAGGCCAUUGUGGCUGAAGUAACCCGGCUGGUACGGCUAGACCCUGGUGCAGUCAGUGAUGUCCCAGAGGCAGUCAAGUUCCUGGUGACAUGGCACACUAUUGACGCUGACUCGCCUGAACUGAGCCACAUCUUGUGUUGGGCCCCUGCUGAUCCCCCAACUGGCCUGUCCUAUUUCUCCAGCAUGUACCCUCCUCACCCCCUUACCGCCCAGUACGGAGUCAAAGUGCUGCGUUCUUUCCCACCAGAUGCAAUUCUCUUCUACAUUCCACAAAUUGUACAAGCACUCCGGUAUGACAAGAUGGGGUAUGUGCGUGAGUACAUACUGUGGGCUGCGCAGAAAUCCCAGCUGCUUGCCCAUCAGUUCAUUUGGAACAUGAAGACCAACAUCUACCUGGAUGAGGAGGGUCACCAGAAGGACCCUGACAUUGGCGAGCUGCUGGAGCAGAUGAUGGAGGAGAUUAUAAGCUCUCUGUCUGGCCCAGCUAAAGACUUCUACCAGCGCGAGUUUGACUUCUUCAACAAGAUCACCAAUGUCUCAGCCAUUAUUAAGCCUGUUCCAAAGGGAGAAGAGAGGAAGAGGGCUUGCCUCAAAGCCUUGUCUGAUAUCAAAGUUCAGCCAGGCUGCUACUUACCAAGCAAUCCUGAAGCCAUUGUUCUAGAUAUUGACUACGAGUCAGGAACUCCUAUGCAGAGUGCUGCUAAAGCACCUUAUCUGGCAAAAUUCAAAGUCAAGCGAUGUGGAGUGAGUGAGCUCGAGAAAGAAGGUCUGCGAUGCCUCAGUGAUUCUGUAGAGGAUGGCGAAGAAAACUCUGAAGCUGCCCAGAAGGUCUGCUGGCAAGCUGCCAUUUUUAAAGUAGGAGAUGACUGCAGACAGGACAUGUUGGCUCUGCAGAUCAUCGGGCUGUUUAAGAACAUAUUUGAGCUGGUGGGCCUUGACCUGUUUGUAUUCCCAUACAGAGUUGUGGCUACGGCCCCUGGAUGUGGUGUGAUUGAGUGUAUCCCUGACUGCAAGUCUCGUGAUCAGCUGGGCAGGCAGACCGACUUCGGCAUGUACGACUACUUUAGAAACAAGUAUGGUGACGAAUCAACCCUGGCUUUCCAGAAGGCACGGUAUAAUUUCAUCCGCAGCAUGGCUGCCUACAGUCUGCUCCUCUUCCUGCUGCAGAUCAAAGACCGGCACAAUGGCAACAUCAUGCUGGACAGCAAAGGCCACCUAAUUCACAUUGAUUUUGGCUUUAUGUUCGAGAGCUCUCCGGGCGGGAACCUGGGCUGGGAGCCAGACAUCAAGCUGACUGAUGAGAUGGUGAUGAUCAUGGGGGGCAAAAUGGAGGCCACUCCGUUUAAGUGGUUCAUGGAGAUGUGCGUGCGUGGAUAUCUUGCUGUAAGGCCAUAUAUGGAUGCUGUGGUGUCAUUGGUGACCUUGAUGCUGGAUACUGGCCUUCCAUGCUUUCGAGGACAGACCAUAAAACUGCUAAAGCAGAGGUUCAACCCCAACAUGAGUGAAAAGGAGGCUGCUGCGUUCAUGAUUAAAGUCAUUGAGCGCUGUUUCCUCAGUAGCAGGAGCAAAACCUAUGACAUGCUUCAGUAUUACCAAAACCAGAUCCCAUACUGAUGUCACUACACUUCAUCAUUCUUCACUCCCUAAUUAUCUACACUUCUUAGCUUUUCUCCUUCCUCUGGCAUCAGUGGCCAUAUCAGACCUAAUGUCCAUAUAUAAGGAUGAGCACUUUACCUAAUUCCUACCCCUGUCAUAGAGAAGGUAUUAGCAGACUGAUAAUCGUAGGUUCGUUGUUUCUUGCUGCAGGGCCUCCGUAGACAUCUGCUGUACAAAAUGAUUGUGCAAUGAUUUUUAAUCUCUCUUUAAUGGACUCAUUUUCCUUCUGUUAACAUUCCACUUUGAAUGUUUACAGCCUUUGAAUCUGCUGGACUGGGUAUGAUAUGUUUACUACCAGAAUAGCCAUUGUUGUCACUUUGGCCCAUACAGUACUGUAAUUGCAUGUAUGCGCCUACAGUCUGCUAUUGUGCAGUACAUGUAUCUGUAAAGGUGUUUGUGUUUUAAACGGGAACUGCAGUGGAUUGUUUUAUUAUUCAUUAUUAUUAUUAUUAUUAUUAUUAUUAUUAUUAUUAUAUACUGGUAUUAUCUUAAAGACAUGCGUAUAAUUGGAGUGCUUCUGCAAAUUAUUUUUUGGUAACGCCAUUCUUCGCUUCUCAGAUUUCACAAUUCAGCUUGAUACAUCGAUCCAUAAUUGAUCAGCUUAAUUUUUUUAAAGCGUUUUUUUGUUUUUUUUCCCCCCAGAGUUUAUUCAUCGUGCUGUCUGAUCUGUUCAAUGAUUUUUGUUUCAAGAACUAUUGUAGUAUAUGGAAUGUAAAUGUAAACCCUAUUGCGUGUGUGUGUGUGUGUGUGUGUGUUUGUGUGUGUGUGUGUGUAUAUAUAUAUAUAUAUAUAUAUAUAUAUAUCUGAGAUGUACAUUUGAGAAUAUGAUCAAAGCCUGAAGAAUAAUCUACAAAUGUACUUUAUUGUAAAAUAAUAAUGUUUUCAUUAUUGCAUUAAUUAGAUGCCCACUUUCUGUAUCUUGUGAAGCCAAGCUCUGUUUUUUUUGGUGUGUUUUUUAUGUGCAAUAAACUUCAUGCUAUUGGAGUAGCGAUCGAAUGCUGGUUGGAAAAGUGGAGUUGUGCUGGUAAGCUAUUUUGUGAUGAGCUCAACAGACUAUUGCUUUAUGGUCAAAAUCCAGGUUGGCUUCACACACACACUGCAUGAAAGUGGAAAACAGGGAUUUGCUCAGAUGCAGACUGUCUGCCUGUUUCAACUGAAGUUUAAUAUGCUCCUAUGUCAAAUAAUACAAACGGUUUUGAAAUAA